Penicillium nucicola is the source of this 759-nucleotide messenger RNA. Its product is annotated as SGNH/GDSL hydrolase family protein. The record is from RefSeq and is a predicted model, not a curated record. The transcript has a single exon. Lineage: Eukaryota; Fungi; Ascomycota; Eurotiomycetes; Eurotiales; Aspergillaceae. Bases 1 to 759 code for a protein of 252 amino acids. Gene Ontology annotation, molecular function: hydrolase activity, acting on ester bonds.
AUGGAUCAGAAAAAGCUAUGUAUUGCCAGCCUAGGCAGCUCAUUCGCUGCCGGGCCUGACAUCCCCCCACAAAUCAAGCCUCUUGCCGCGAUGCGAUCAGGACAGAACUACCCUCACCUCCUAGCCCAACGAUUAAACGCUGAACUCAACGAUCUCUCAGUCUCUGGUGCAACUCUGCUCAACAUAACAGUCGAACCCCAAUCUGCGCCAUUCUCUGAUCAUAUCUUUUUGCCACAAAUAUCAGACCUACCCAGCAAUGCCGAUAUCAUCACGGUCACAGCAGGAGGAAAUGACAUAAAUUAUAUUGGAGGCAUGAUCUCCGAUGCUUGCGGUGCUCCGAUGCAAUUACCAGAUCCGUUGACAAUUGAUCAAUUGGCGCAAAGAUUGGGCGGGGUUCUCGAUGAACUACAUAAACGGGCUCCAGGCGCCCGUAUCUACCUUGUCGAAUACCUCGCUAUUCUUGGACCCGACACACGGCCUGAUCAGGAUAUUCCCUUGGGUCGAGAAAGAAUCACACACCACAGUGGAAUUGCAUCUCUCCUCCAACGUGCAUAUUUGGCUGCAGUUGAAAGGCGAGGUGAUUGGUGUGAAAGAGUCCCGAUUCAUGAACUUAGCCUUGGACACGCACUCGGGAGCAAAGAACCUUGGGUCGGAGGGUUUGACGGUGGGCCGCUUCUUCACCCGAACCUUGCUGGCAUGAAGGCAGUAGCAGAUAUUUUAUAUGAGAGGAUUUGCAUUAACUCUAAGGCACUGCUCUGA